Messenger RNA from Musa acuminata AAA Group (dessert banana), 2180 nucleotides. Its product is annotated as probable methyltransferase TCM_000336. Gene Ontology annotation, molecular function: S-adenosylmethionine-dependent methyltransferase activity. The record is from RefSeq and is a predicted model, not a curated record. Lineage: Eukaryota; Viridiplantae; Streptophyta; Magnoliopsida; Zingiberales; Musaceae. The transcript has 5 exons. Gene Ontology annotation, biological process: methylation. Bases 442 to 1584 code for a protein of 380 amino acids.
CAUACUUUUGUUGCCAUUCUAGUCCAGUUUUAAGUCUACUGUCUUCCUUUUCUUUCCAUGGUUUGGCUAUAAAGAUACUCACUGCAAAUUGAAAAGCACAUUAUUCUAUCUGAAUCACCAUUGAUGCCAUGAGUGACAAAGUGAAAGUUUAAGGAAGAAGAAACUCAGUAAAAGCAUAGCACUGCAAUAUUUUAUAGCCAUCUGCUGCCAAAAGGAGAUAUUUUAUGCGCAUACUUUAAUAGGUCACUCAGCUCUUGGUUUAGUGUGAAGGUUUCUUCCACUGCUUUUGGCUUCUUCUGGAGCCUUCAAGCUUACUAGGUCCUCCAACUCUGCUGCUUGGGUCAUUGUAACAGGAGAACCAUCACCUGAACUCAAGAGUCCCAGAAGAAAAAAAAUAGAAGAUCAAGAGGAAAGUAAAGAUGAACUGAAACUGAAGAGGCAAUGCCACCCUGUACGACUCCAAAUACUACUGAACUUGUGAUGAUCAUGGAUGUGGAGAGUAUUCUUCACAUGAAGGAAGGGCUGGGUGAGACAAGCUAUUCCCAAAAUUCUUCCCUUCAGAAGAAGAGUAUGGAGGCCAUGAAGCAUUUCAUAAUAGACUCAGCAUUAGCUGCCUAUGCCUUUAAGACACCAGAAAUCUUCACAAUUGCUGAUCUUGGUUGCUCCUCAGGGAUAAAUUCUCUAUAUCUAGCUGAAGAAAUUAUCAAGGCCAUUCAUGAGAGAUCUCGGCAGUUAGCGAGGCUGGCACCAGAGUUUCUGGUGUUCCUUAAUGACCUUCCAACCAAUGACUUCAAUGCCAUGUUUCUGAGCUUUCCAGAGUUCAAUAUGAAGUUCAAAGCAGGCAUUGAGUUGCAAGGGGGCAGUGCUCCAUCUGUAUAUUUAGCUGGAAUUCCUGGGUCUUUCUAUAGCAGGCUUUUUCCAGGCAAUAGUCUUGAUUUCAUCUCCUCUUGCUAUAGCUUGCACUGGCUUUCCCAGGUUCCUGUGGGGCUUCUUGACAGUGAUUGCAAGCCAAUUAAUAAGGGGAACAUGUACAUAUCUAACACAAGCCCCCCUGCUGUUUCUUUAGCAUACUUCAAGCAGUUCCAGAAAGAUUUCAGCCUCUUUCUUAAGUCAAGAUCUGUAGAGCUACAUUUCGAGGGACGAAUCGUCAUUUUGAUGUUGGGAAGAAGAACUGAAGAUCACAGUGAUAAGAGCACAACAGUUUUAUGGGAACUUUUAGACCAGUCACUGGCAAUUAUGGUCUCACAAGAGACAAUUGAUGAAGAGAAGGUUGACGCAUACAAUGUUCCAUUUUAUGCUCCAUCAGCGAAGGAGAUCGAAGACGAAGUACACAGAGAAGGAUCAUUUGUGAUCGACUGUAUACAAGCUUAUGAGCUGAGCACAAGAACAGGAGAUCCUAAGGAGGAUGCGAGAAUCAUAUCGAUGGCCAUUAGAGCCAUACAAGAAUCAAUGAUCAGCCACCACUUUGGAGAGGCAAUUAUAGACACUUUGUUCCAAAUUUACAAUGGACUGCUCAGUGAAUUCAUGGUUAAAGAAGAAAUAAAAAGUUCUCACCUACUGGUAAUUCUAAGAAAGUCAUGUUAAAUUAAGCAUAUGUCAAAGACCAGAGCUGCAAUUUUAGAGAUCACAUGCUAGAUUGAGCAUGCAAGCAAAAGAAAUUAUCUUUUACUACUGUCUAUGAGCUGCAAAUUGUGUUAGGUGGCAUAUGGAGUUUUCAAUAUUGCGCUAUGCAGAAAGAACAUGGAAAGGGAGAACCAUACUAAAAAUUAUGAGGAGAAAGAAGCCGAAAGAGAACCAAAACAAGGUUGGAGGAGCUAUCUUAGCUCUUCCUUUAUUCUGAGAAAAGGUGAUCCUUGAUUAUGUACUAAAGGCUUCCUUUCUUUUUCUUGCACAAUUAGGCUGCCUCGCUUAAUUUUUUCUGAUGGGCCAGCAGGAAUGAAACUCAGGAAUUAGAGAAGUUUCUUGCAACUCAAAGUGUAAGCAUGUAGAAGUGGAAAUGAGGGAAGGAGUACAAGUUUAAUCGUGAUCCUUGCUGUAAGCUCAGCUGAAAAUGUAUUAGAUUGUCAAUCGUGACUACAACAUGGAAUUGAACAUGGCUAACGGCCUCAAAUGGAAGACAUUUAUACAUAAACAUGUAUACACCUUAACAAAAAUAUUCUUCGUCAAAAGGGUUUGAUGGA